CCACACAAAAAAAAAGAUCAAUCCAAAAUCAUCGCCGAAAAUAAUCUAAAAAACCAACCAAAAGAAAGGAUUCUUCUUCUCGUUUUGAGCUUCUGUUGGUAUCUCUCCUCUCUCACCAUUUCCCAAUCGAAUUUAAAUCUCUCAUCCAUUUCCCUUUCUUCUCCCAUCGUGCUCAGAGCUUUGAACACGAUUUUAACAUCGUAAUCGAUUUUAUUUUCCCGUUUCCGUGCGAAAUGGUUACGUUCCUUCGAGUUACUGUUUAGUCUCUUCUGUUAGAUUAUUGAUUUCAGACAUUUAAAUUCACAAUAACCAAAUCUGAGAUCCUUUGUAGCCUCUUAUUAUCUUUGGGGUCGAAUAUUGUGUUUUUUUUUAGUUUUAGUUUUGUUUUUUUUUAGAUUAGCUUUGUGUACUUUCAGCGGGAAGUGUUUGUACUUUUCGGUUAGAGAUUUUGGUGGACCUUUUUUCCAACUAACUAACCAACUCUGAGUGUGGAAGAACAGCAUCUUCUUGAGUAUCUCACAAAGUCAUCAUCUUUAAGCUUUAUUAUUACCAACAAGUGGUCCAAAAGAUUAUGGAGAAUGAGGUUUUAUUAGGGUCAAAAGGGUUACUGAAGAAACAUGAAUUCAUCAGGAUUCUUAUCCAAUGCCUUUACUCCUUAGGUUACAAGAACUCCGCUUCUUGUCUUGAACAAGAAUCCAACAUCUCCUGUAAAUCCUCUGAGUUUGAGUUUCUCGAAAAGCAAGUUUUGAGUGGGGAUUGGGAUGGUUCUCUAGAGAUUCUCGACCGGGUUUUCGAUGAUGAGAGGGAUGAUGAGAGGAGGAACACUGCUUUGUAUUUGGUCUUGAAGCAGUGUUUGUCUGAGUAUUUGAAACGAGGGGAGACUUCUUUGGCUUUGAGUGUGUUGCAGAGAGAAGCUACCCGGGUGGGGAAGGAGAAGAUUCAUUUGCUUGCUUUUGAUAUUUUUACUUCCAAGGAGAUGGAGCCUGGUGAAGUUGAUGACUGUUUGGUUCAGGGUUUGAGGAGGAGGUUGUUGGAUGAGCUGGUGAAGUUGAUUCCUACGCCUGUUGUGAUUCCUGAGAGAAGGUUGGAGCGUUUGGUUGAGUCUGCUGUGAUGAACCAGAUUGAUACGUGUUUGUAUCAUAACUCAUGGGAUGUUGUAUCGCUUUAUGAGGAUCAUUGUUGUGGUAGAGACCAGAUCCCUUCAGAAACUGUUCAGGUUUUGAUGGCUCACAAAAAUGAAGUGUGGUUUGUGCAGUUUUCUGAUAGUGGCAAAUAUCUGGCCACUGCAUCAAGUGAUUGUACAGCUAUGAUAUGGAAGGUACUGGAUGACAACAAAGUCGAGCUGAUGCACACGCUUCAGAGCCACCAAAAUCCAGUUUCUUUUGUCUCGUGGAGCCCAGACGAUACAAAACUGCUUACAUGCGGAAACGCUGAGGUUCUUAAGCUAUGGGACGUUGACACAGGUUCGUUGAGACACACCUUUGGAAACAACGAUAGCGGAUUCACUGUAAGCUCUUGCGCAUGGUUCCCUGACUCAACUCGCCUUGUCUGCGGCAGUUCCGACCCAGAGAGAGGGAUUGUAAUGUGGGAUACUGAUGGGAACGAGAUCAAAGCCUGGAGAGGAACGAGAAUUCCAAAGGUGGUGGAUCUGGCUGUGACGCCGGAUGGGGAGAGUAUGAUCACAGUAUUUUCGGAUAAAGAGAUCAGGAUCUUGCAUUUGGAGUCAUUAGUGGAACGUGUUAUCACUGAAGAACAGCCGAUUACUUCCCUUUCGGUUUCCGGUGAUGGUAAGUUCUUUAUAGUCAACUUGAGCAGCCAAGAGAUACAUCUUUGGGAUCUUGCUGGAGAGUGGAAACAGCCACGGAAGUUUUCGGGUCAUAGACAAAGCAAAUACGUGAUACGGUCGUGUUUUGGUGGGUUGGACAGUUCGUUCAUCGCCAGUGGAAGUGAGGACUCACAGGUUUACAUAUGGAAUCUGAAGAACAAGAAACCGCUUGAAGUGUUAUCAGGUCAUUCCAUGACUGUUAACUGUGUGAGCUGGAACCCGAGAAAUCCUCGGAUGCUGGCCUCUGCGAGUGAUGACCAAACCAUCCGUAUUUGGGGACCUGGGAAACCCAACAAGCCAGAGAACCGGUUAGAUAGCCAGAAACAGUCAUAGGUUUACAACAGAGACAUAGUUCCAUAUUUGUGUGUAUAGUUUCUGUUUUGUUUCCUUGUUCGCUUUUGCAGAACAUAUUCUUUGCUUUUUGAGUUUUGGUACGCUGUGGUUUUGAAUAACCGGAUACUAAGAGAUGAAUGACACCAAACCGGUUUAGCGUGAAAAGCAGAAACGAGCUGUGUUAUAGUAGUUAGGACCGGGCAGUGUUUGCUAUUGACACCCAAAGUUCUUUAACUGUUUGGUGUUUUGGUCCCUCAUCAUGUGGC
Eruca vesicaria subsp. sativa (arugula) is the source of this 2424-nucleotide messenger RNA. The record is from the annotation of a GenBank genome assembly. Lineage: Eukaryota; Viridiplantae; Streptophyta; Magnoliopsida; Brassicales; Brassicaceae.